Hibiscus syriacus is the source of this 1371-nucleotide messenger RNA. RefSeq lists its product as uncharacterized. The record is from RefSeq and is a predicted model, not a curated record. Bases 1 to 1371 code for a protein of 456 amino acids. NCBI's taxonomy places the organism in Eukaryota, Viridiplantae, Streptophyta, Magnoliopsida, Malvales, Malvaceae. The transcript has 2 exons.
AUGUUUUUUGUAAAUACUCUGAGGGCCCCGUUCUUUGGAAAUCUUAUUGGAAAUUCAUCCAAGAAUUUUGCUGAUAUAGUCAACGCAGGAGAAAUGAUUGAGAUGACGAUCAAAAGUGGGAAGCUAGACGGGGGAGAAUCUAGUCGAAAACCUCCAGCAAGAAGGAAUGAUAAUAAGAUCCUGUACGACAAACAUGUGGUGUCACCUUACCACACUUCUCCAAUACAGUCUCCUUACCCAAAAUGUUUUGACAUCAAUGCUCAAUGUGAGUAUCAUGUGGGGGCAUCAGAGCAUUCAAUUGAAAACUGUCUAGCCUUUAAAAAGUUAGUGCAAAGAUUAAGGCAAAGAAAUGUCAUCAACUUCGGUGAUAACGAGCAGUCUAAUGUGGCUCAGAAUUCACUACCGAACCAUGUAGGGGCAGGGGUUAAUGCUGUUAUUGAAGAAAAAGGGAAUGGAGUUAUAACCAGAGUCAAUGAAGUGAAGUCACCCAUGCAUUGGGUAUGGGGGCAAAUGGUCAAAGUAGGCUGGUUGACCUUUAAUGAUGUGGGGAAUAAGCAUGCUUGCCUCUACCACCGUUGCGAGGAUCAUGUUAUUCAAUAUUGUGAUGAGUUCAAGGCCUUGGUUCAAAGGCUGAUGGAUAGUAAAGACAUGGAAUUUUACAAUGAAGCUAAGAAAGAGAAAGAUGUAGAGAUUUGCACUUCUGAAGGCACAUCCAAGGGACUUUACAAUACUAACUGCCCUUUAGUCAUCACACCGAAAGCCCAGACUAUGGAAAGGUUAAUCCCUAAAGUGGUGAUCACACUUCCAUUGUCAUUUCCUUAUAAGGACAACAAGCAGGUCUCUUGGAGGUAUGGAUGCCAAUUAGAGAAUAUUGAAAGUUCCGAGGCUGCUAAGGAAGAGGUGGAUAAGGUAGGCCACUUUACCAAAAGUGGGAGAUGUUAUUCUCCCAACCAGACCAGAGAGCUUGAGAAAAGAGCGGCUGUUGAUAAAGGGAAAAGGGUUGAGAUAUUGCUGAAAGAUGAUGAGCUAACAAUUAAGGAACCAGUAACCGAGAACGAGGCUGUGGAGUUUUUAAAAUUUUUGAAGCAUAAUGAGUACAACAUCGUCGAACAACUACACAAGUUGCCAGCUCGUAUCUCGAUCCUGGCUCUACUAUUAAGUUCUGAGGCACAUCGAAAUGCCUUGCUGAAAGUCUUGAAUCAGACUUUCGUACCAAAAGAUGUGCCAGUAGAAAAGAUAGAUCGACUUGUUACAAAUAUUCAGGCGUAUAACUUCAUCUCUUUCUCUGAUGACGAGAUCCCAUCCGGAAUGAUGGGCAACCCCAAAGCCCUACAUAUUACCAUCAGGUGCAAGGGACAUGUGUUAUCAUGA